AUGUCUGAAUUUAACAGCAGUUUUACUGCCCUUUUAAAUGACGGUAAGAACGCUCAACAUACUCAAUUAUCCGUCAAUGGUGGUAUCGAAUGUCCGUUAUCAGGUUUCCAAAUUCUGAAUUCUCCUUUAUUUAAUAAAGGUACUGCGUUCACUCAAGAAGAACGUGAACAAUUCAAAUUGGAUGGGUUAUUACCACCUCAGAUCAAUACCUUGGACGAACAGCUGGAAAGAACUUACAAACAAUUAUGUUUCUUAAGAACGUCCAUCACAAAGAAUGAUUUCAUGACCAAUCUACGUGUCACUAACAAGACUCUAUAUUUCGCAAUCAUUAAGAGAUACAUCUUGGAAUUGGUUCCAAUCAUUUACACUCCAACGGAAGGUGACGCCAUUGCCUCCUAUAGUGAUAGAUUUAAGAAGACCGAAGGUGUGUUUUUGGAUAUCACUGAGCCGGAUUCCGUAGAGGAACGUUUAUUAGCAUUUGGUGGUUCAAAGGAUAUCGACUACAUUGUUGUAUCCGACUCUGAAGGGAUUCUUGGUAUUGGUGACCAAGGUGUUGGUGGUAUUCGUAUCUCUAUCUCCAAACUGGCUCUGAUGACCAUUUGUGGUGGUAUCCAUCCAGGUCGUGUUCUACCCGUGUGUCUUGAUGUUGGUACUAACAACAAGAAACUAGCUAGAGACGAAUUGUAUUUAGGUAAUAGGUUCUCAAGAGUUAGAGGUAAGCAAUACGAUCGUUUUGUUAAGAAUUUCAUGGAUGCCGUGAAGAAAAUCUAUCCAAAUGCCAUUUUACAUUUUGAAGAUUUCGGUGUUGCCAACGCCAGAAGAAUCCUUGAAGAAUACCGUACUGAAGUGCCAUGUUUCAACGACGAUAUCCAGGGGACUGGUGCCGUGGUGAUGGCCUCUCUAUUGGCCGCUUUGAAACACACCCAUAGAUCUUUGCAAGAAUGUAAAGUGUUGGUCUAUGGUGCGGGAUCUGCCGGUCUGGGGAUUGCCGAUCAAAUCGUGAACCAUAUGGUGACCCAUGGCAUGUCCAUUGAAGAAGCCCGCGGUCAAAUAUACCUGAUGGAUAUCCGAGGGUUGAUCGUUGAAUCGCUAGAGGAAACCUCCACCGAACAACAACAUGUGUUUGCGAAGCCCGACGCCGAGUGGGCUUCCGUGAACAAGAAAUCACUAUUCGAGGUUGUCUCGCACGUGAAACCCACAUGUCUAGUCGGUUGUUCCACUGUCGCUGGUGCGUUCAACAAAGAGGUUGUGCAAGAGAUGCACAAGUACAACAAGAGGCCGAUCAUUUUCCCAUUAUCGAACCCGACCAGACUGCACGAGGCGGUUCCUGAGGAUCUAAUGGCAUGGACCAACAACGAGGCAUUGGUGGCCACUGGUUCCCCAUUCCCUCCCGUGAACGGUUACAGAAUCUCUCAAAACAAUAAUUGUUACUCGUUCCCGGGGAUUGGGCUCGGUGCCGUGCUCGCACAUGCCAGUACCAUCAGUGAUCGCAUGAUCAGUGCUGCAGUGGACGAGUUAGCUGGCUUGAGUGAAUUGAAAGAGGGCGAUUCCACGCCAGGGUUGCUACCUGGGUUGGAAGUGAUCAAUAACACCAGUGCCAGGAUUGCUACUGCUGUCAUUCUACAAGCCAUCGAAGAGGGAGUUGCCAGGAUUGAAGAAAAAGAGGAUCCUGAUCACGCAGGUAAACUGAUUCAAGUGCCUCGUGACUUCGAUGGCUGUAUGGAGUGGGUAAAGAAACAAAUGUGGCAACCCACCUACAGACCAUUAACCAAGGUCAAAUUCGAACCAAGUAUACAUACAUACCAACUGUAA
This is a messenger RNA of Maudiozyma barnettii, 1812 nucleotides long. It is a transcript of the gene MAE1, whose product is annotated as malate dehydrogenase (oxaloacetate-decarboxylating). Gene Ontology annotation, molecular function: NAD binding; malate dehydrogenase (decarboxylating) (NAD+) activity. The transcript has a single exon. Gene Ontology annotation, biological process: malate metabolic process; pyruvate metabolic process. Gene Ontology annotation, cellular component: mitochondrion. Lineage: Eukaryota; Fungi; Ascomycota; Saccharomycetes; Saccharomycetales; Saccharomycetaceae. The record is from RefSeq and is a predicted model, not a curated record. The coding region runs from base 1 to 1812 and encodes 603 amino acids.